Molecule: messenger RNA, 5742 nt
Organism: Dentiscutata erythropus
Lineage: Eukaryota; Fungi; Glomeromycota; Glomeromycetes; Diversisporales; Gigasporaceae
Source: the annotation of a GenBank genome assembly
AUGAGCAUCCUUAAAGGUGCCUUAGAAAGGCUUUUAGUCGAAGCUCAAUCAUGGAGGCAAAAAGAACUUGAACAAGCGUGUACUACCGCUUUAGAACAACUUCAACAAGAAAUAAAUUAUAUUGCGAAAAAGAAAGCUAUAAAAAAUGGAAAAUUGAAAGCAAAAGUUGAAAAUGAUACUGCCGAUGUUGCUCCUAUAAUAAAUAAUUCUGAAAAUGGUUCAAUACCAAUAAAUAAUACUAUAAAUAACGUUCCAAAAUCUCAAUCUUCUACUAAUGGAUCUGCUGGUGAAACUAGUCAAAGAGGUGCUGAAAAAGCUGCUGAAAAAGCUGCUGAGAAAGUUGUUGAAAAAGAUUCAAAACCUAAUAGCUCUUCUCCAAAACACUCUCCAAGUUUAUCUCAGGCUAAUUCUCGUUUAUCAAUAUCUAGUAGUUUAUUUGCUCGUGCUGGUGAAGAUUUACCAAAAAUUUUAGCUGAUAAUUAUUGGCAACCUUUUAGAAUUUCUUGUGGUACUUCAAUUCCAACUAGUAUUCGUGUAUUAGCUUUGGAUUGUUUACAAAAAAUUAUUGCUCAUGGUUUACUUAAAGGUUCAAGUCCAAUUAUUCCUCCAAAGAAUAGUGUUAACAAAAAACGUGAUUCAAAAAUUAAAUCAUCUUCUUCAACAAAUGGAUUUAGUGAAUCAAAUGAUUUAUCAUUUAUUGAUAUUUCUGAUACUCCUUUUGAUAAUGAUGAUUCAACUAAUUUUGAUAAUGUUCAUACUGUUUGUAUAGGAUUUACUGGUCCUCAAACUGAUCAAACUGUUCAACUUCAAAUAUUAAAAGUAUUACUUACUCUUGUUACUACUGAACAAUGUCCUGUUCAUGAGAAUGCCGUAAAAACUGAUGUUUCUGAAUCAAAAGAGUUAACUGAUGUUAACGAAGAGGUAAAUUUGGCUCAAGAUGAUGAAGUAAAAUCAGAAACGAUUAUAAAUGAAGUUACUGAGAAUAAUGAGAAUGAUGGGAAUGAUGGGAAUGAGUUGAUUAACAAAGAUCCGUUGCUUGAAAAAGUCGAAAUUGAGAAAACUGUAAUCGAUGAUAAUGGAAGAUCAUCUGAACCACCGUCAGAAGAAGAAUUAAAACAAUACGUAUUUGUUAAGAAUGAUGAAUUUAUGAAGGAAGAUUCUACGAGGGAUAAUUCUAUUGAAGAUGAUCAUAUAAAAGAAGGUUCUACGAGAAAUGUUUCUAUUGAUGAUGAAUCUAUGAAAGACAGCUCCGUUAAAGAUGACCAAGUUAAACCCGAUAAAAAGGAUGAUAAUGAUGAUAAAACACAGACAAAGCAACCUUUGAUACGAAGAAGAUCUUCUUCAACUGCUAUGAAAGAUUUAACAAUCACUAUACCAACAAUUAUAAAAAGACGAAAAUCGAAACCAAAAGAAAAAAUUUCAAAACGUAAAUUCUUUGAUAUUUUACGAAAAGAUUUAUAUUUAACUUUUAGAAUGUUUUGUUUAUUUUCUUUGAGAUCUGAAGGUGAUGAAAAUUCUCAAAUUGAAGAAAUAAAUAUUAAAGGUCGAUCAUUAGUUUUGGAAUUAAUUUUAUCAAUGUUGGAUAAUUCCGGUCCUGUCUUUCAUAAUGAUGAAAUUUAUAUUAAAUUAAUUCGACAAUCUCUUUGCGUUUCUUUAUCACAAAAUGGUGUAUCAUCUAAUGAACAAUUAUUUGAACUUUCUUUAUCAAAUUUUCUCAUGUUAUUACGUUAUUAUCGUGCUCCAUUAAAAUCUGAAUUAGAAGUUCUAUUUAAUGAAAUAUAUUUAAGAUUCUUGGAUAUGAGUAACGCAACAUAUUUACAAAAACAUUUAGUAUUACAAGGUCUUAUGAAAAUUUGUCAAAAACCUCAAAUUCUUUUAGAUAUUUAUUUGAAUUAUGAUUGUGAUAUCUCAAUGGUUAGUGUAUUCGAAAGAAUUGUCACUUCAUUAUCAAAAGUUGCUCAAUUACGUACAAAAAUACCAAGUAGUUCUGGUAUGUCAAGUUUAAUAGGUGGUGGUUCUGCAACUGCUGAAUUAAUAGCUAUGCAAGAUAAAGUUUUGAAAUUAAAAGGUUUAAAAUGUAUGGUGGCUAUUGUAAAUUCUUUAAUCGAAUGGUGUAAAGAUUUGGAAAGAAGGAAUGGUAAUGAUUCUCCUCCGUCACAAUCACAAAAUCCUGCACCAGAUUUCACUGAAGAUAAAGCUCCAAUUAUUUUCUCAAAAAAUCCUUUAUCAAGUAUCAAUUUUUCAACUUCUCAUUCUAAUUCAAGUGUUAGUAGUGUUUGUACUGACGAUAAUGAAGAUAAUCCUGCUCAAUAUCAUGAAAUGAUGUCAAGAAAGCAAACUUUACGUGAAGGAAUUAAAUUAUUUAAUGCAAAACCACAGAAAGGUCUUAAUUUCUUAAUAGAACACGGUUUCUUAAAGAAUGAUACUGAUAGUAUAAUAGCUUUCUUAUUAUCAACUCCAGGAUUAUAUAAAGGAUCAAUUGGUGAAUAUUUAGGUGAAAGUGAUCAAGAAGCAAUCAAAAUUAUGCACGCAUUUGUUGAUCGUAUGGACUUUACAGGUUUAAGAUUUGUAGAUGCUUUAAGAUCAUUUUUACAAACUUUUAGACUUCCAGGUGAAGCACAAAAAAUUGAUCGUAUCAUGGAAAAAUUCGCUGAUCGUUAUUGUGAAACUAAUCCUGAUAUUUUUGCAAAUGCUGAUACUGCUUAUAUUCUCGCUUAUUCUGCAAUUAUUUUGAAUACUGAUCAACAUUCUGCAAAAGUAAAACGUAGAAUGGAUAAAAAUGAAUUCGUAAAGAAUAAUCGUGGUAUAAAUAAUAAUAAUGAUCUUCCUGAUGAAUUUUUAGGUGAAAUUUUUGAUGAAAUUGCAAAUAACGAGAUAGUUAUGGAAGAAGAACAAUUCUCUGAAGUAGCAAAAACUGCAAUUAGUCAUGCUAAUGAUCGAGAACGUCAAGAAUUAUAUGAACGAGAAAUUUCUCAAAUGCAAAAAAAGAGUCAAGCACUUUUAAAAAGUAAUAGGCAAGGUCAAACUCCUGCUGCUUGGCGAAGCGCUUCACAUGCUGAUCAUGUUAAACCUAUGUUUGCUGUGGUUUGUUGGCCUUUAAUGGCUACUCUUAGUCUCGUGUUUGAGGAAGCAGAUAAUCCUUUAUCAAAUUCCACCAAAGGUAUUGAUUUUUCUCAAUCAAAUCAAGAAGCAAUCGAAUUAUGUCUUGAAGGAUUUCUUGGUGCUAUCCGGAUAAGUAGUAUAUUUCGUAUGGAUGUUGAACGUGAUGCCUUUGUUUCUUCUUUGGCUAAGCUGACUGGUUUAAAUCAUGUUGAUGAGAUGAGACCAAAAAAUGUAGCUGCGAUUAAGACAUUACUUUCUGCUGCUAAUUCAUACGGUGAAGGAUUACAAUCUUCAUGGCUUAUAGUAUUGAAAACUGUAUCUACCAUGGAACGAUAUCAAUUAAUUGACAGUGCUAUAGGAUCUGGUGUUUACAAUGCGGAAGGAGUUAGUGGAGUGGAUUACUCUACACAAAAUGGUCGCAAUGAAACUACUUCAAAUAUUUCAUUAAAUACUACAUCUCCAACUCGUCAAAAUACAAAUACAACACGUAGUAAUCCUUUGAUGAAAGAAUUUCAAUCUCAGAGUACUAUAAUUGCAAUAGAUAGGAUUUUCACUAAUAGUGUGAAAUUAAGUGGUGAUGCGAUAGUACACUUUUUCACUGCUCUCUGUGCCGUUUCUCUUGAAGAAGUUAAUUCCUCAAGAUCAUCACCAAGAAUGUUUAGUCUCCAACGAAUUGUUGAAAUUGCUUAUUAUAACAUGUCACGUAUUCGAUUCGAAUGGACCCAUAUUUGGAAAAUUCUCCAACCUCAUUUCAUUGACGUAGGAUGUCAUGCAAAUAAUAUAGUUGCCACAUUUGCCAUUGAUUCUCUUAGGCAAUUAAGUAUGAAAUUUUUAGAAAGGGAUGAAUUAUCACAUUAUAAUACUCAAAGUGAAUUUAUGAAACCAUUCGAACAAAUAAUUAAGAAUAACCCUUCUCCAAAUAUUCAUGAUCUCAUUAUACAAUCAAUUAUUCAAAUGAUUUCUGCUCGUGCUAGAAAUAUAAAAUCUGGUUGGAAAAGUAUUUUUGUGGUAUUUGGUCGUGCAGCUUCUGAUGAAAAUCCACAAUUAGUAGAAACAACAUUUGAUGCUGUUAGGUUGGUAUAUCAAAAACAUUUGGAUCUUAUAGGACCUGCAUUUGUGGAUUUCGUAAAUUGUUUAGUGGAGUUCGCUUUUAAUUGCAAGGAAAAAGAGUUUGUCAAUGAAUCUAUCAGAAUGUUACAAGGUUGUGUUAAAGUUUUAGUGAAGGACGUGGACAAUUUAUCAAAGAAUGUAACUAAGGGUGAACAACGAAAAGAAAAUAUUAUUGUUUUACCAUCAACAACAACACCUGAACAAGUUGCUGCUUCUAAAAAGAAAUUACAACACAUUGAAGAGGAGCAAUUCUUCUUGAAAUGGUUCCCCGUCGUAUCUGGUCUUUCACGUCUUGUAAUUGAUUCAGAAUCUCAAGAAAUUAGAAAUAAAGCAUUGGAAACACUCUUUGAGAUUUUGAAAUCUACAGGACAUUUAUUCGAAAUAAAUUAUUGGAUCAAAAUUUUCAGAAAUGCUAUAAUACCCAUAUUUGAAGAUCUUAAAGAACUUACAUUGUCACAGCAAUCAUCAUCAGUGAUUGAUAAGAGACCCGAAACAUCUUUAGAAAUAUGGAUUCAGACUAUUCGUUCUAUAGUAGACAUUUAUACAAUUUUCCAUGAUAUAUUUGUUACAAAACCAGAAUUUUUAGUAGAAUUACUAGAUUUAUUAGUCGCUCUAAUUAAGCGUAGAAAUGAAAGAUUGGGUCAAACUGGAAUUCGUUGUUUCCAUAACCUGAUAUCGAGAAAUGGAUCGAAAUUUGAUAACGUCACAUGGGGAAUCAUUACAACAACUUUGGAGGACGUUUUUAAAUGGACGACUCCAAAUGAACUUUUGGAAAUAGAAAUAACGACAUCCGAAGUUGGAGACAAUGAGAAGAAUGAUAUAAGAAGCGCAAAGAAUAUUCCUGUAGGUGGUGGAACUCUAUUAAUGAAUGUUCCUUCUAACAAUGGAAUGAGCGAUUCAAUGAGUAUACAUACACCUGAUAAUCCUCAAUCUUUCAUAUCCGAUAAAAGUAAUUCUAAAUUCGAUAUAGAUUUUCAAUAUACUGUUAUAAAGUGCGGAACUCAACUUAUUGUUAUCCAAACUGUUCAAGAUCUUGCACUUAAUGAUAAGGAACAAGUUCGUUUUCUUAUUCAAAUGUCAGCAGAAUUUCGAAACAGAUGGUUGAAAUGCUUAUAUAAUUCUUACAAAUUUGCUCGAGAUUUCAAUGCAAAUCAUGAUCUUCGUCGUUCCCUCUUAAAAGCAGGUUAUGUUCAACAGUUACCUAAUCUUACAAAACAAGAAACUUUAUCGUUAUCUGUAUUUCUUUCAAUCCUUUUUGAUCUUUAUCGGACAUUUGGUGAUAAUGAUCAAAAUUUAUUACCACCUUUGAUUGAAGAAUCAACUCUUGUACUUCAAAAACUCGUUAAAUUAAUGCACGAGCCAUUAUCAAAUCAACUACAACAGAGAGAAUUGAACAAUUGGUCACCUUUAGUAGUUACAAUUCUAAGAGAAUUGUGUAAAACUAAAUGGAGUCAUGAUAGGGUUGAUGUUAGAGUUGCUAUUCAAGAAUUUUUAGAAAAAGUCGGGGACGAAUUCUUGAAUGUUGAUUAG